AUGUUAGCUAUUCUUCAAUUCGCAGAAGCGCAAACACGUCAUGUUGUUGGAGGCAGUGAAGAUUGGAAGAUUCCAUCAAAUGAUUAUGAAUACCAAGAUUGGGCAAAUAACCAGAGAUUUUCCCUCGGAGAUAUCUUAGUGUUUGAUUUCACUAUGAACCAACAUAAUGUGGUUGAAGUGCCAAAAGAUUCCUACGACAUUUGCAGUCCAGAAAAUGCAAUCAACACAACAAUGAAUAGCCCUGCCAACUUCAUCCUUAACAAGGAAGGCCAAUUUUACUAUAUUUGCAGCUUUGGCACACAUUGCAUUCAAGGACAGAAGUUGUCCAUUAUUGUCCCUAGCUCCUCCUCUGGGGCCCCUUCUCCACUGCCGUCUCGGUCGCCGCCGGUGGUUACUACUGCUGCUACUUUCACUUUGAUCUUCAUCUUGGCAUUUAUGGGUUUUUAG
Messenger RNA from Arachis stenosperma, 447 nucleotides. Its product is annotated as umecyanin-like. Gene Ontology annotation, cellular component: plasma membrane. Gene Ontology annotation, molecular function: electron transfer activity. Bases 1 to 447 code for a protein of 148 amino acids. The record is from RefSeq and is a predicted model, not a curated record. The transcript has 2 exons. NCBI's taxonomy places the organism in Eukaryota, Viridiplantae, Streptophyta, Magnoliopsida, Fabales, Fabaceae.